CUUCUUCAAAACUUUCAACUCUCUGUUUCAUCCAUCAAUAUCAAAAUCAUAUAUAUAUUUUUCCUUUCCAAUAUCUCUUUGCUUCUGCUGGUUAAUUUUAACUAACAUGGCUUCUCAUCACUACCUUUCCAUGGCCAUUAUGCUUCUCAUGACUUGUUCCUUGCUAAGCUACAACACGUUAAUGGUUGCGGGUGCUCGCAGUCUGCUGGAGACGCCAUUGCCGGAGAUACCACAACUUCCGAAGCCAGAGUUUCCUCCUCUUCCCACUUUCCCAACUUUGCCAAAGCCUCAUGAGGUUCCUCCAUUGCCCAAGCCUAAAUUGCCACCACUUCCUCACAUUCCAACUUUGCCAAAACCUGAACUGCCUCAAAUUCCAAACUUGCCUGAGCUGCCUAAGCCCUCAUUGCCUACCAUUCCAGCCUUUACUCCACCUCAUCACUGAACCAUGAAUAGCUCCUUCAUUAUAAUAAGUAGUUUCCAGUUAUAUAUAUAGUCCUUCAUGAGAGUGUGUGAUUUGUGUGAAGUCAUCUCUGUUUGGAGAGUAGUGUCUGUGGGCUAUAUAUAUGUAGUGUUGCCCAUUAGGUGGAGUUGAUAUUGUGUAUGCAUGUAAUUUGCUUCCUACCCCAUAGUGGUUCUAUAUAGAUAUGAUUGUAUCUCAUUAUCACAUUAUAUCAAUAAAUAUGACGUUUUAAUUUGUGUUUGACAUA
Molecule: messenger RNA, 707 nt
Organism: Ziziphus jujuba (common jujube)
Lineage: Eukaryota; Viridiplantae; Streptophyta; Magnoliopsida; Rosales; Rhamnaceae
Product: protein PELPK1
Exons: 1
Coding region: 107-442 (111 amino acids)
Source: RefSeq, a predicted model, not a curated record